Messenger RNA from Amoebophrya sp. A25, 539 nucleotides. The record is from the annotation of a GenBank genome assembly. Lineage: Eukaryota; Dinophyceae; Syndiniales; Amoebophryaceae.
AGUUGAAGAUAAGGAUCACUUCUAGGUAUGAUAGAUUCUUGUGCUUGAUUUGAUGAGUAUCUUGUGCUUCUGCUUGCCUUGAUGAGUAUUUCUUCAAUCCCAUGACGCUUAGGUGGUAUGAACGACGAUCAAUCUACUCUCAUCUUGUAGUCUAAUCCUGCGCGGAUGGAAAAGAAGAUGCUUUGGCGACGACGGUUUUGUCAAGGAGAAACAAGAAACGUCAAUUUACCAACGAUUUUCUCGAUGAUGGACGCAGGGAGUAAGACGAAGGUCAUUCUUGUGGUCACUGUCUAACCUUUUGUCCUUUCUGUUCCUGUUCGCUUCUCAGGACCUAUGCCAAGCAGAGGUAAAAGUUGUACAUUCUGAUUGAACAAUUCACUCUUGACGACAGAACAUGGGGAAACUUGCGAGAUUUCAAUGCCAUCAAAUAAUCCCUUCAAGUGGGAAGCAACAUGAUUUUUUUACCACGACUUUUUAAGACACUUACAAUCAAAGAAAAAUGCGCCUGCCGUAUGGCGGGAAACGAUGUGACCAAUGAU